AUGACCACAGAGCCUUGGGAGGAUUACUACGACAAUUAUUAUGCUGACAAUGAGACAGAGUCUUGCGAUCUUAAGGAGUUGCACCAUGCCCAUUGGAUUCUUCCUACCCUCUACUCUGUCUUUUUUGUGGUUGGACUCAUCGGCAACGUGAUGGUGAUCAUUGUGGUGUCCAGGCGCACCUCACGCCGAGCAGACGUCUUUAUUCUGAAUCUUGCCGUAUCUGACCUGGCCUUUGUCCUCACCCUGCCUUUCUGGGCAUCCUCCCAGGCACAAGGAGGAAACUGGCCCUUUGGAACUUUCCUUUGCCAAGCCAGUGGAUUUACCAUCGCGGUCACCCGUUGUGCCAGUUCUCAUCUCAUGGCCAUCAUGAGCGUUGACCGUUAUGUUGCGGUGAUAAGAGGAACAAAGGUGCACCCAUUGCGGACACGUAGAUGCUCUAUCGGGGCUUGCUGUGUGAUCUGGACUGUGUCGGUCCUUGUUGGCUGCCCGUCACUGUUGACCAGGGAGAUUAAUGCCAAGACCUCAGCUUGCGUGGACUCUGCCAACACGUCCUUAAGUUUAGGCUUCAGGAUUGGAGUUGUUUUCCUGACAUUUGUGUUUCCAUUUGCCGUGGUGGUGUUCUGCUACUGCCGCAUGGCCAAGUACCUGUGGAACCAUUUUGGCAGGCAGGUAAAUAAGGGGAGGCCACGGAGUCGGCACAGCUGGUUGCGCAUUGUGACUUGCGUCGUUGGAACUUACUGCUUCUCCUGGCUUCCUUUCAACACCCUGAACACUUUGUGGCUGAUGGGCAAGCUUGGCGCUGACCUACCCUGUUCAGCUUGGGUGGCUAUCCAUCAAGCACUGAGUCCUGCAGCUGCCCUUGCCUUUGCCAACAGCUGCACCAACCCCCUCAUCUACGCCCUCCUGGAUGUUGGCUUCAGACGUCGGGCACAACUGGCCUUGCCAAGGCUGUACCUUACUUGCCGCUCGUUAUUGUCCACUACCAGUUCAACCAUGCCAACCACAAUCACCAGCGUGGAGAGUACCAGCACCUACACAGGAAAUAGGUGA
Nanorana parkeri is the source of this 1050-nucleotide messenger RNA. It is a transcript of the gene GPR25, whose product is annotated as G protein-coupled receptor 25. The transcript has a single exon. Gene Ontology annotation, molecular function: G protein-coupled receptor activity. Gene Ontology annotation, cellular component: membrane. The record is from RefSeq and is a predicted model, not a curated record. NCBI's taxonomy places the organism in Eukaryota, Metazoa, Chordata, Amphibia, Anura, Dicroglossidae. Gene Ontology annotation, biological process: G protein-coupled receptor signaling pathway. Bases 1 to 1050 code for a protein of 349 amino acids.